AUGGCACCUGCGUCUUUCCAGGUGAUUUCAGACCUCCACCUGGAGGGGAGCCCAUCGUACGACUUCGACAUCAAGCAGACAGCAGCUAACAUCGACCUGCUCGGUGACAUUGGCCAAGUCGCUGAUGUUGGACUGUUCAUAUUCCUCGGGAGGCUAGUCGGCAAACCAGAGUUCAUGCUUUCGCGAAGAAGAUGGAAGAUCUAA
Messenger RNA from Diaporthe citri, 204 nucleotides. RefSeq lists its product as uncharacterized. The coding region runs from base 1 to 204 and encodes 67 amino acids. NCBI's taxonomy places the organism in Eukaryota, Fungi, Ascomycota, Sordariomycetes, Diaporthales, Diaporthaceae. The transcript has 2 exons. The record is from RefSeq and is a predicted model, not a curated record.